CUCAGUCGUUGACACUCUGGGACCCAGGGCCCACUAGUGAAGAAGACUGGACACUAAACACCCGGACCAACUUAUUUAUAGCCUUCAUUCCCAUGGACUUCGACCGCAACAGAAGACUGGACACUAAACACCCAGACCAACUUAUCUACAGCCUUCAUUCCUAUGGACUUGGACCGCGACUUGAAACUGCUACCACAUCUCAAAUCCCUCACGAUGAAGCGCGGUCCCCGCAGUGUCCGCCGCCGCCGCCGCCCCUUGCCGCCACAGCUGCCAGACAACGAUGACAUCCUCGCCGAGAUCCUUCUCCGCCUCCCGCCACAGCCCUCCUCCCUCCCCCGUGCCAGCCUUGUCUGCAAGCGCUGGCACCGCAUCGUCACCGACCGCAAUUUCGUCGGCCGCUUCCGCGCUCACCAUGGGACACCUCCUGUCCUUGGCUACUUCCGCCCCUCUGGCCGGUUCUUCAAUACCCAGGAGCCUCCGGACCGCGUCCCAACCUCGCGCUUCUCCCUGCGCCGAUGGCGCCGUCGGGGGAGCUGGUCGAUGUUCGGCAGCCGCCACGGGCUUGUCUUGUACGGAAUCUGGGACAAUUUCGGAUUCGUCAGCGAGUUCAUGGUGGUUGACCCAAUGACUGGGGACCGGAGCCGCAUAGUCAACCCACAUGCUCACUCCAUGACCACGCUUGUCACCGCGGUGGUGGUCUCUCUUGCAGGUGGCAUCGACCGCCGAUCGUUUCGCCUAGCUAUGCUCUUCUCCCAUGACUACCAGCCAAGAGUGACCGCAUCUGUUUACUCAUCGGAAUCUGGUGUCUGGAGUGCCUCCGUCGCAACGUUGGUUCUUCCACUUUCUUAUUCUUACUUUAUAUAUCAUCCCAGCACCCUUGUCGGUAAUGCCGUUUACUGGCUGCUUUUCGAAGGCCUGAUCAUUCAGUUUGAUUUGGAAAGGCACAGUCUUGCCAUGAUAGAGCAACCCCCGGCUGCCAAUGUUGGAUCCGAGAUGGAGCGUCAUAUAGUGACGGCAGAGGAAGGCCGCUUAGGUUUUGCCCUUUUAUCUGAAUUCAGCAUCCAACUCUGGGAGAGGGAGGUAGAACCUAAUUACAACGCUGCAGAAUGGGUGCUGCAUAGAACCAUUCAGCUGGAGAAGGUCCUUUCCAUAAAACCGAAGGAUCAUGUGAAGUGUCUACUACGGAUAAUGGGGUUUUGCGAGGAGAGUAAUGUGAUUUUUAUAAAUGCGUGUCAUGGUGUCUUCGCAAUCCACCUCAAGUCGAUGCAGUUCAGGAAGAUGAAGAGGAGAGGAGCCUUCCACAUUCAUCCCUACUCAAGCUUUUGACAUGUAUGCACCUGAAAGUCGUACGUUUGCCAGUUGAUGAGAUGAAGAAUGGCUUGGUGGUGCCGUUUCUUCCAUUUUGUAUGCUGUUUGACUCUGAAGAAACGUGUGUGCUUAACACAAGUCAUCAUCGUCUAGAGCGUUGCACUGUCAUGCUGCAAGACGUCACAUUAUCUAGUGUGCAUCGCCACAGCACACCAGAGCCCCCUUUGGUCUCCAGCUUGUCCAUGCUAGAAAGAGAGCUAUGAUCCUGAUAGGCACUACACUGAAAUUCAUACAAUGUACAGAACCACAGCACGAAGAACAUCGAGGAAUGCUACCCUGCUAAUAGAUAACAUUACUUGUAAGCUGGUAGUAGCUGUGAUGUUUCACCCAUAGCAAAAAAAAAAAAAAGUCGAAGA
This is a messenger RNA of Panicum hallii, 1724 nucleotides long. RefSeq lists its product as uncharacterized. Lineage: Eukaryota; Viridiplantae; Streptophyta; Magnoliopsida; Poales; Poaceae. The transcript has 2 exons. Gene Ontology annotation, molecular function: protein binding. The record is from RefSeq and is a predicted model, not a curated record. The coding region runs from base 163 to 1326 and encodes 387 amino acids.